GACCAGAACAGCGUGAGGAAAACGAAAAGACUCGAGCUUUAUAACUCUCUCUCAUUUUAUGUUCACAAAAAUCUGAAGAUUUUGAAUUUGACUGGUUCGUCAAUGGCCGAUUCAGUGUUGUUCUCUUCAGCAAAGCCUCACUUCUUCAAGCCCAUUCUCCCAGGCUUCAACACCUCUAUUUUGAUUCCUGAAGCUUUUUACUCAAACUAUCUAGAGGGAAGACAAGAGGGCAACACAGCAGAACUGAGAUCAGACAUGUCAGAGAUGACCUGGAUAAUUAAGAUGGACGGCCGAAGAUUGUCCAAAGGAUGGGAGAAAUUCGCAGAGGCUCACAAUCUUCAGGUCGGAGACAUUCUUGUUUUCAGACACGAAGGGAAUCUCUUGUUUCAUGUUACAACUUUUGGACAGAGUUCUUGUGAGAUACGUUACUCUUACUCAUCACAAAAAGACGAUAAAGAUGUCAAGGACAAGACAGGAAAGGUUACAACAGUGAAGAAAACCGCAAGAAAUGAAUGUUCAUCAGUGGACACUGAUUUUGUAGUGCCUGUCACAGCCUCAAACCAAAGACUUGAUUCAGUUUGUCUUCCUAGAGGUUUUACAAACUCAAGUGGUCUGAGUAAACUGUGCAAUGAGAUGAUUCUAAUGGAUGAAAAAGGCAGGCCAUCGAAAAUAAAACUUUGUUACAAAGAAUCAACUAAUAGGUUUUGUGCCAGCCGAGGUUGGAGAGCUUUCUGCUGCAAGAAUGGGCAUCAAACUGGUUGUUUCUUAAGGCUCAUAUUGGUCCGAAAUGGGAAAACACCUGUGCUCCGGGUUUUUCCUUUGGAGAGGGAUGAGGACAACAUUGCAAAGUGCUCAAAGAAGACUAAUCAAGAAGUAGAACAUGAGUCUGUGAAAGAGGAGAUGAAAGUGGACUCUGGAAAGCUUAUAAGAGAUAGAUUAGUAAAGAAAGAUCCCAAGAGUUUGUGUUCUUCAUCACACGACACUAGUUUUGUGGUCCCUGUCACAGCUUCAAACCAACGACUUGAUUCAUUUAAUCUUCCAAAAGGACUUACAACCUCAAGUGGUCUGAGUAAACUGUGCAAGGAGAUUGUUUUUAUGGAUGAAAGAGGUAGGACAUCGAUACUAAACUUGAGCUACGAUAAAUCAAGUUGUCGGUUUAAAGUCAGGCGAGGCUGGAGAGCUUUCUGCUGCAGAAAUGGACAUGAAAUUGGUUCUUUCUUAAAGCUCAUAUUGGUCCGAAAUGGAAAAACACCUAUACUCCGGAUUUUUCCUUUGGAAAAGGAUGAGGGCAGCAUUGGAAAGAACUCGCAAAAUAUUAAGCAAGAAGUAGAACAUGAGUCUGCGAAAGCGGAAUCAUUGUCUUUGUCAGAUAAUUCUUGCUUUGUGGUAUCUGUCACAGUUUCUAAUCUAAGGGAAGACAGACUGUAUCUUCCAGUUAGGCUUUCAAGAUCAAACAUACUGAAGGGAAAAUUUCACGAGAUAAAUUUAAUGAACAAACAUGGAAGGACAUGGACGUUAAGUUUGAAAUACAGUAAAUGCUCUCGCAAGUUUAGCAUCUCACGCGGCUGGAAAUGUUUCUGUGAGGCCAAUGGUCAAAAACCUGGAUGCACCUUUUUAUUCAAGCUGGUCAGAAACAGAAAAGCCCCUGUGCUGCUCAUGACCUCUUUAGACGGGAAUACUCACCAAAGCAAAACAGCGUCUGUUAGACCAAGAUGGAGUAGCAUGGGACAAGAAGUGAAAUUAAUGGGUUGAAGCACCGGAUCCCGUUUGAAGGGGUUAUGUUUGAAUCAUCCUGCUUUUGUUUAUUGUUUUUUGGUAUUAGACUUGUCAACUAGUGUCAAAAUCUAAAACUUGGUCAAGCCAGAACAUGAGAGAAGACUUCAGCUUUAGAUGUGUAAAACCGAACAUCGAGACCUUUAGGACAUCAAAAGCCUGGAUAUAAACAUAUUGUUUCUUUCAAAGGAUGCUUAAUUGCGCA
Messenger RNA from Capsella rubella, 1978 nucleotides. Its product is annotated as B3 domain-containing protein REM-like 3. Bases 103 to 1752 code for a protein of 549 amino acids. NCBI's taxonomy places the organism in Eukaryota, Viridiplantae, Streptophyta, Magnoliopsida, Brassicales, Brassicaceae. Gene Ontology annotation, molecular function: DNA binding. The transcript has 9 exons. The record is from RefSeq and is a predicted model, not a curated record.